Penaeus monodon (black tiger shrimp) is the source of this 651-nucleotide messenger RNA. RefSeq names its product keratin, type II cytoskeletal 68 kDa, component IB-like. Lineage: Eukaryota; Metazoa; Arthropoda; Malacostraca; Decapoda; Penaeidae. The record is from RefSeq and is a predicted model, not a curated record. The transcript has 2 exons. The coding region runs from base 56 to 442 and encodes 128 amino acids.
GAAGAAAUGCGUCAGUUAGUCUUACAGUCUCACAGACGCAACAACCCCCGACAACAUGAUGGGUCUUCGCACAUUCGUCAAGGUGGCAGCCGUGAUGGUGGUGGCGUGCGUCGUGACGGCUGAUCCCGAACCGGUUCCUGGCGGAGGCUACGGUGGUGGCUUCAGCGGUGGAAGGCCGGGUGGAUUCGGUGGAGGCUCAGUCGGAUUCGGCCGUCCUGGUGGAUUUGGUGGAGGCUCAGUCGGAUUCGGGCGUCCAGGUGGAUUUGGUGGAUCUUCAGUCGGACACAGCGGAUUCGGUGGAGGUUCAUUCGGCAGUGGUUCAUUCGGCAGUGGUUCAUUCGGAGGACGCCCAUCCUUCGGGUCCAGUUCUGGUUUUGGCCGCCCAUCCUUCGGACACCAAUCCUUCGGCCGCCCAUCCUACGGCCGCCCAUCCUACGGCUAGUCGUAUGGCCGUUAGGCAACGCAGGACACCCGAGGACCUUCGCGCAAACAACAACAGCAAAAUUCGAUUCAUACUUUUGCAACAAUGUCAACAGAACACAAUACACCUUUGCACACUCACCUGCGUCUUUUUGCAUGCCCUGGCUCUCGUUGGCACUUCUGACUGGGAUUGUCUAAUCAGGCGAUUGGCAAAUAAAUAGACAAAGUUUC